AUGGAUAUUAAUCAGAUAUUAAACCUAUUAACUCCAAUAUUUGUGAUCUGCAUAUAUUGUUUCCCUUGUGUAUCGCUUUACAUAGUUGGAUGUUGUAUCCGGCGUAGGAGGUCAAACUCCAACCUUGCUGUCAACGUAACAGCUCCUCAGGCUGUCAUUGUGUUGGCCAACCCACGACAACCUCAGGGUCAGGGUCGUCUAGGGGAUGUCCAAUUGCAGAGGCCAACGGGCAAUGUAGAAUCAGUGGUGAUAGACGUGGAGAAAUUGAUGGAAAUAUCUCGGAAUUGCGCUGAUUGUGCGAUAUGUUUGGAUAGUUUCAACAUCGGAAUAAACAGCGAUGUCGAUGAUCAUCAUCAUGAUAAUAAUGGUGGUGUUAAGACUCUGGAGCAUUGCGGGCAUAGGUUUCAUAGUUUUUGUAUUGACGAAUGGAUAACAAAGCACCAAAACUGCCCUCUUUGUCGAACUUUUAUACAAUCUACUACUGUACCUGCACAGAUUAUGCCGCUAAUUAUCUUGAGUAAUUAUAUAAUUCAAGUGUCAAUCGAUAUUCCUCCUCUCGGCUCUCGGGGAGUUGGACUCUAUCUCCUUCUUCAUUCUGUGGUUUAUCACAAAGCUGAUAACAGGAUUAAGAAUCCUGUAACAUUGGUAUCAGAGCUAAUUUGA
Spinacia oleracea (spinach) is the source of this 663-nucleotide messenger RNA. RefSeq names its product RING-H2 finger protein ATL51-like. The transcript is spliced from 2 exons. Lineage: Eukaryota; Viridiplantae; Streptophyta; Magnoliopsida; Caryophyllales; Amaranthaceae. Gene Ontology annotation, molecular function: zinc ion binding. The coding region runs from base 1 to 663 and encodes 220 amino acids. The record is from RefSeq and is a predicted model, not a curated record.